Messenger RNA from Silurus meridionalis, 3280 nucleotides. It is a transcript of the gene chpf2, whose product is annotated as chondroitin polymerizing factor 2. Bases 795 to 3086 code for a protein of 763 amino acids. The record is from RefSeq and is a predicted model, not a curated record. The transcript has 4 exons. Gene Ontology annotation, molecular function: glucuronosyl-N-acetylgalactosaminyl-proteoglycan 4-beta-N-acetylgalactosaminyltransferase activity. Gene Ontology annotation, cellular component: Golgi cisterna membrane. Lineage: Eukaryota; Metazoa; Chordata; Actinopteri; Siluriformes; Siluridae.
GCAGCGUACUUGUUUUUCUUUUUUUCUCUCUCUUCAAGUCGUCUAACAUCGCCUCUGAUUUGGAGUUUUUACACCGGCCCUACUUUUAUUGCUUGUUUUAGUUGGAUUGUAGCUUAGAUAAAGACUCGGACACAGAGAUCGAGAUGAUGUGAUGAGUUAACGGUACAUGAUUACGACUGAAAAGCUGUUACUGGCUUCGAGAGAGAGAGAGAAAGAGAGAGAGAGAGAGAGAGAGAGAGAGAGAGAACGACUUCUGGGAUGAUUUUCAAUCGGAAAUUAAGAAAAGAUGGUUGGGACUGAAUACUGGGUAUUGUAUAUAAAAACAAGGAGUGGAUAGCUGGAAUUGCUUACUUGAUGCAGCUAAAAAAAAUCGGUACUUGUAUUUACUGUGUAUUUAUUUUAGUUUAAUAACUCAUUGAGUGAGUGUUGAGACUCGACGCCAGUGUGUGUGUGUGUGUGUGUUUACUCUUGUAACUUGCAGAAGCAGCGACGUGUAUUUGCUACUUCUCCGUUUAUGGGUGGUCCAAAUCAGGAAGAAGAGAGACACGUCUUUACUAAGGGAUCCGUGUUUUAAUAAGAUUGAAUAAGAAACUACACACUGGUUGUGUAUCAUGUCUACAUGAUGUAAUGGUUCUCAGUUAGGAAUACAAGAUGUUGCCUUAUUUCCAGUUCAUCUCAUUCACAAGGCAGUUCUCAGUACAGUGACUUGAGUGCCUGGGAGAGCCUUAGCUGCCCCCCCUCUCUGUCAUUCAGACUACUCCAGAGGAUCCAUUCUUAGAGCUUGACUGUCAAUCAUGCGUCUGUCUCCGUUCCUCACCAUCUUCCGGCCUGCCCUGCCUCUCAUCCUGGGUCUUUCUCUGGGCUGCAGUCUCAGCCUGCUUAUGGUGUCCUGGACGCAGGGGGACACGGAUGAAGUGUGCAGUGAUCCUCUGCGUCUCGGACUUCUUCAGGGCACCCGUGUCGGAGAACCCCAGAGGGCGGACGAAGGGGACAGGAACGAGGAUUUCCAACCUCGCAUUGUUCCCUACCAUAAAGAUCCCAGCAAGCCUCAUAAGAAAGUACUCAGGACCCGUUAUAUCCACACUGAACUUGGCAUCCGUGAGCGCCUCCUGGUGGGCAUCCUGACCUCGCGUGCCACCCUGAACACGCUGGCCGUGGCGGUGAACCGUACAGUAGCCCAUCGCUUCCACCGCACCUUUUUUUUCACCGGCCUUCGCAGUGCAAAGCUGCCUCACGGCAUGACCGUGGUGGCUCACGGAGACGACCGACCCGUCUGGCUCAUGUACGAAACCAUCCGUCACCUGCAUCAGCACCAUGGCAACGAAUAUGAGUGGUUCUAUCUGGCCCAGGACGACACGUACACACAGGCGGAGCGCAUCAUGAACCUAGUGGGGCAUUUGAGUUCGGGGCAGGAUCUCUAUAUGGGCCGGGCUGAAGAGUUUAUCGGCGGGGAAGAGCGAGCUCGUUAUUGCCACGGCGGCUAUGGAUACCUGUUGUCACGGAGCCUCCUGGCCCGGCUACAGCCACACCUCGACUCUUGCCGCAACGAUAUUCUGAGCGUCAGGCCUGAUGAGUGGCUGGGUCGCUGCAUUAUCGACUUCCUGGGACUGAGCUGCAUGGAAAAGCACCAGGAGAUGACCUACUAUUACUUUGAGCUGCAGAAAAACGCAGACCCCGAGCGAGAGGACAGCAUCCAGUUCAAGAACGCCUUCAGUGUGCACCCAGUCUCAGAGCCGGCUCUCAUGUAUCGCUUACACAAACGCUACAGUCAGAUUGAGCUGGAAUGGACCUACGCCCAAAUACAGCAGCUACAGGUUCAAAUCAGCAAUCUGAGCGAGCUUACUCCGGACGGCAAAGCAGGAGCCACUUGGCCUAUUGGCGUCAACCCGCCUUUCCAUCCCAAGACUCGAUUCGAAGUAAUCAAUUGGGAGUAUUUUACAGAAGAGCACAUCUUCUCCUGCGCCGACAGCUCCCCAAAGUGUGAGCUCCGUGGAGUUGAUCGUGCAGAUGUCAACUCCAUCUUGGAGACUGCUGUGGAACGUUUAAACGAGCGCUACCAACCACAGCUGCGUUUCCGAAAGCAGCGUUUGUUGAACGGCUACCGCCGCUUUGACCCCACACGUGGCAUGGAGUAUAUUUUGGACCUGGCCCUUCAGGCCUUCACACAAAAAGGCCACAGUCAGGUGAUCGCCAAGCGUGUGGGCUUGCUAAGGCCACUCAGUGCCAUAGAGAUCAUUCCAAUGCCUUAUGUAACCGAAGCAACGAGAGUACAGGUCAUCCUUCCGGUGACAGCGCGGGAUCAGGACUUUGUAGGCAACUUUUUGGACACGUAUGUAAUGAACACUUUGGACACACGGGACAAUGCUUUGUUGACCUUUCUUUUUGUGUAUGACCCCUUCGAUGCACAGAGGGUCAGCCAGACUGAUGUCUUCGCUAGCGUGAAAUCUAUGAUUAGCGAGGUGGAGAAACGCUACAGCGACGUGAAGAUCCCAUGGAUCAGUGUCAAAACAGAGGUUCCCUCACAGGUCAAACUGAUGGACAUCAUCUCCAAGAAGCAUCCAGUGGACACGCUUUUCUUCCUAGCCAGCGUCUGGACCGAGGUCACCGGUGACUUCCUAAACCGCUGCCGCAUGAACGCCAUCAGUAACUGGCAGGUCUUCUUCCCUGUUCAUUUCCAGGAAUACAGCCCAGCUCUAGUGUAUCGUGACCAGCAACCUUCUGCAGCAUCGUCGUUUUCCUCAGAGGCGCUCAGAGACGGCCGCUUUGACCGGCACGCUUUUGAGGAGGCCUGUUUUUACAAUGCAGAUUACAUGGCCACCCGUACCAAAAUGGCCACUGACAUCAUGGACAAUGAAGAGUUGCUGGAGAGCAUGGAUGUUUAUGAGAUUUUUGUGCGCUACUCAAGCCUACACGUCUUCCGGGCAGUAGAACCAGCUCUGAUCCAGAAAUAUGUGCGGCGAGCCUGCAACCCCCGUUUCAGUGAAGACAUCUACCAUCGUUGUGUGCUGAGCAAUUUAGAGGGGCUGGCUUCACGAUCACACUUAGCUAUGGCUUUGUUUGAACAAGAGCAGGCAAACAGCACCUAGGACAUGUGGCUGGAAAGGGAGGUAGACAUGGCUAAUGGGGAAUGACAUUCUGCCAAUGUAACUGGCCUUACUGGACAUUAGUCUGCAAACUGUGAAAGCCAAACCUUAGUCCAUGAUGAACUUGUUGAACGUACAGGAUAUCUGAGAAUAUAAAAUGCAAGACUGUUUCAAUAAAACAAAUCCACUUAAAGCAA